UCCUAUCCCCACAGACCGAGUCAGAUCGGCGGACCGUUCACAGACGGGCCACAAGGAGCUUGCGUCCCGAUCGGCCGAUACUCAUUCGCGGUGAAGACAUCACAUCCGUGAUUUCGUCUCGGAAGAGUCGACUAUUGUUGACAUUUCCGGCGAAGUGAACGAGAGACUAGGAGCUUGAAGGAUCCGUCUUAUCGAAGACCGGCAGAGGCAACUCGAUUAUCAAGACUAACGCGUGCUUCUAAGAAAGAAUCUAUAUCCCGCAGAAAGGAUAUAAAUUGAAUCUGUUCUGUGAAAUCAAUACGAACACGAUACAUUUUGAUAGAAAAAUAUAUUCAUCGUUAAGAAGCACCGGGGAACGUUUUUCCAGAUUGUCAGAAAAAAGAAGGGAAGAAAGGAGUGUAAACUAAAAAAAAAGAGGGAGGAAGCAGACGAUUCUAUUUAGUGAAGAAAUUUGUGAUUGUGCCGAAGGAUGAUCUUUAUCAGCGCCACGACGUACUUCCUACUCGCCGUCGUUCUGGUGGCCUUGAUCUUGAUCGUGAUGGACCAUGUUAGAUUGAAGGAGCCGAAGAAACUGUACGACGGCGAGCAGCCGAUCGACCUACUAGAACCACCUGGACCAAAACCGUGGCCAGUUCUGGGCUCACUUCACAUUUUGGGACGCUAUGAUGUGCCUUACAAGGCCUUCGGCGACCUCGUCAAGGUCUACAACAGUCAGAUAAUCAAGCUCAAGAUGGGAUCUGUACCUUGCGUCGUCGUCAAUGGAUUGGAGAACAUUAAGGAGGUCUUGGUCACCAAGGGCCACCACUUCGACUCUAGGCCAAACUUCAUUAGAUACCAUCUCCUCUUCGGCGACAACAAGGAAAAUUCUUUGGCAUUCUGCAACUGGUCAGACGUUCAGAAGAUGCGAAGGGAAAUGCUGCGAGGGCAUACUUUCCCGCGCGCCUUCACCACGCGAUACAACCAGUUGAACGGCAUCAUCGGCGGCGAGGUGGAUUGGCUGAUUGACCAUCUGACCGGCAUUUCUGGUGUCAGCCUGCACGCCAAGCCACUGAUCAUGCACACGUGCGCGAACAUCUUCAUGAAGUACUUCUGCUCGCGAAGCUUCGGUCUCGGCCACGAUUCCUUCCGCGACAUGAUCGGCAAUUUCGACAAGGUCUUCUACGAGGUGAAUCAGGGAUACGCCGCCGACUUCAUGCCGUUCCUGAUGCCGCUCCACCAGCGUAACAUGACCAGGAUGGCGAAUUGGAGCCACGAAAUCAGAAAGUUCAUGGAGAGUAACAUAAUCGGGGAUCGUCUGGCCAGCUGGAGAUCGGUCAUACCUGAGGUGGACUACGUGGACUGCCUGAUAAAUCACAUCAAGACCGAUGCCGAGCCCAAGAUGACCUGGGAUAUGGCAUUGUUCGCGCUGGAGGACAUCGCCGGCGGUCAUUCGGCGGUCGGUAAUUUCCUCGUUAAGGUCCUGGGAUACCUGGUUACCCGACCGCACGUGCAGAAAAUAGCGCAGAUGGAGAUCGACGGGAUCGAGAUCCCAGGCAAGUUCGUCGGGCUAGAGAACAGAGGAAACAUGCCGUACACGGAAGCUAUCAUUCUCGAAGCGAUCAGGCUGAUCGCCAGUCCGAUCGUGCCGCACGUCGCCAACCAGGACAGCUCCAUAGCCGGCUACAAAAUAGAGAAAGACACAUUUAUUUUCCUGAACAACUAUGAUCUAAAUAUGUCAACGGAGUUGUGGACUUCUCCCGAAGAGUUCAUACCACAGAGAUUCGUGCAGAAUGGUAAACUGCUGAAGCCUGAACAUUUUCUGCCAUUCGGAGGCGGCCGGAGGUCUUGCAUGGGCUACAAAAUGGUUCAAUACAUCAGUUUCUCGACGAUAGCCACCCUGCUGAAGAACUUCAACAUACUGCCGGUAGAGAAGGAGAACUACAAGGUUCCUAUCGGCAAUCUGGCACUACCGGAGAAUACAUUCAAGUUUCGUUUCGAGAGACGGUAGGAUAGAAAACGCGCGACAAUGAGAAAAAGAAUGAAUCUGGUCGGAUCGAUGAGAUCGGAGCGCGAUUUUGAUUUCUCGUCUCGCGAUCCGACCACGAGCUGGGCUCCUGAAGACUUUGUCGAUUUAUCGCGGAAUGGAUAACCGAAAGAGAAGAGACCGAUUGGGAUUCGAGCGGGAAGCAAGUAAGAUAAAAACGGUUCGAUAUUAGAUUCAAUUCAACUCGCUCAACGGCUCAAUCUUGAGCACUUUUGCAUGUCGACGGAGUUUUUAUUAACAGAAUUUUAAGUUACGCGUGGCGGAGGACCAGCGGCUAAAAAGAGGCUUUUGACUCCAACGAAGCUUUAUUUACGUAGGGAGAAUUAGAUUACGAGAACGAGCGGAGGAUUUUCGAUCUCUCCGGCGCUAACAGAGCUUUACUGACAUUACUAGAUUAUUUAAGAUAGUUAAUUGGAUCGUUCUUUGACUCAUGCUCUAGACGCGAAUAUGCGCGGAGCCCAGUUUCGUUAGUCUAAAUCUUCGUUAAUUAUCUUAUUUUGGAAUCUCUCUCUCUCUUUCUUUCUCUCAUUUAAUUGAGUUACAUGAUUU
Wasmannia auropunctata (little fire ant) is the source of this 2572-nucleotide messenger RNA. Its product is annotated as cytochrome P450 307a1-like. Lineage: Eukaryota; Metazoa; Arthropoda; Insecta; Hymenoptera; Formicidae. Bases 470 to 1987 code for a protein of 505 amino acids. The transcript has 3 exons. The record is from RefSeq and is a predicted model, not a curated record. Gene Ontology annotation, molecular function: iron ion binding; oxidoreductase activity, acting on paired donors, with incorporation or reduction of molecular oxygen; heme binding.